Molecule: messenger RNA, 7903 nt
Organism: Periophthalmus magnuspinnatus
Lineage: Eukaryota; Metazoa; Chordata; Actinopteri; Gobiiformes; Gobiidae
Gene: igsf10
Product: immunoglobulin superfamily, member 10
Exons: 10
Coding region: 112-7365 (2417 amino acids)
Cellular component (GO): extracellular region
Molecular function (GO): protein binding
Source: RefSeq, a predicted model, not a curated record
CAGUGGACUUACCUCAACGUUUCAUCUGGAGAAAUAUUUAACUCAAGUGGAUCACAUAACUGCGCUUUUCACAAUUUAAGGUGGGAUUCAUAUGUUCUUGUCCUGUGUAAGAUGAGUGAGAGAGCCUCAUACCUGUGGGGCGGUGUGCUGAGGACUCUGCUUAUACUGCUGACCGCCUGCUCCACAGCAGAGGGAGGACGCUGUCCUAAGUCCUGCUCCUGCCAUGUCCCCAACGAAGUGCACUGCACCUUCAGAUAUUUGACUUCAGUCCCUGAGCACAUCCAGCCAACAGUGGAGAAGAUGAACCUGGGGUACAACAGCAUAGCAAUGUUAAAAGAAAAUGACCUGACUGGACUCAAGAAUUUAGAGUUAUUGAUGCUGCAUAGUAACACCAUCCACAACACUGAAGAUGGAGCUUUCAAAGAUUUAAAAUCUCUACAGGUUCUGAAGAUGUCCUAUAAUAAAUUAAAGAAAAUCAACAAAGAGACAUUUACAGGACUAGAAAGUGUCAUAAGACUUCACUUGGACCACAACCACCUUGAGUUUAUUCAUCCAAAUGCAUUCUAUGGCCUAACCACUCUACAGUUAGUAAACCUGGAAGGAAACUACCUUCAGCAGAUUCACUCACACACAUUUAUCACUUUGAGGUAUAACCAGCUGUUUGCAGUCUCCUCUGUGAAGACCAUCCACCUGUCAGACAAUCUCCUCUCCAGCCUCCCUGCAGACACUUUCCCUUCCUCUGUCCAGCUGGAGAAUCUCUUCCUUCAUGGCAACCCCUGGAGUUGUGACUGUCGUAUGGCAUGGUUCACAAAAUGGAGGAUCAUGAAUGUUGGUGUUUUGAAGUGCAAGCGUGAUCGGAGAGGCCAGCUUUGUCCAGUUUGUCAAAAUCCUUCCAUCCAUCACAACAAAACCUUAUCUCUUAUCUCAAGUGAUGCCUUCAUCUGUACGAGACCUGCAAUCCAACCCCAUCUAAAGAACAAAAAUAUUACUUUGGAUGAGGGAGAGUACAGUCAACUUUUGCCCAAAGACUUUAUAGCACCUUUAGGUUCAAUACAAAUUAACCUUACAGAUCAUUUCCACAAUGAAGGUAGCUUGUCCUGCACUGUCCAAAGACCUUCCGCUUCUGAAAACUUGACUCUGGUCUCGGGAGAAGAUGGCACUAACCACAUCACUGUUACUAUGACAACUUACCUGAUCUGUAAUGUUGAUCAUGAGCAUAUGCCGCAGCUUUGGCAGAUCUUGGCCAUUUACAGUGACUCUCCAAUGCAGCUGAGGAGAGGUGAAAUGACAGCCAAAACCCCCGAAAUGAAGUACAGGUACAGUCAGAUGAAACCCAUGGACGAGGACGAUGAUUUUCACACAAACAUUGAAGCUGUGAUCAAAGCUAGCCCUGCCCUACUGAUGCAGCCAGAGAUUAACUUACAGCUAGACCGGACAGCUACCACCUUCUCCACACUGUAUGUCAAAUACCAGUCUGUGGUCAACCUUGGGGUGGACAAUACACAAACUAACAGAGAUGGCUACUCUUGGACCGUGAUCAAGCGUGACAAUCAGACCAAGACUCAGCUCACUGCAGUUACAGGUGCAGUUGCCCAAUUCAGCUGUGAAGUUGUCGGUGAACCCAAACCAAUAAUGGAGUGGAUUUUACCAGAUGGAAGCAAGGUCCGAGCUCCUUACAGCAGUGAGGACAAGCGGCUCCUGAUCUCUGCAGAUGGAAAAUGUACCAUCCGAGGAGUGGCUCCCUCUGACAUAGGACUGUAUCAUUGUAUUGCUACCAACUACCUGGAUGCAGAUAUUCUCACCUUCAGACUGAACGUUCUGUCUCCUGAUGUAGAAGAUGAUGAAAUCAAUGGUCUCCAGCUGACAAAGCCACUGGGAGAGAGGCUGAUGCUUGAAUGUGGUGCAACAGGAAGUCCUAAGCCUUCAAUUAAAUGGAUUCUUCCUGAUCACAGCAUAUUAGAAUCAUCGCAAGACAAGAAAAAGGUGUAUGAAAAUGGAUCACUAGUGGUAGAGAGCCUCACAAAAAGAGAUAGAGGUUUUUAUAGGUGUCAAGUAUCCAAUCAAUUAGGAGUUGACCUGUUAGUGUCACAUGUUUUGGUGACUGGAGAGGAACCUAAAGCAGUAACAGUUUUGGACCAAGAUGAGGAAAAUAUUCUAGACAAGACGAACGUUGACAAAGUUGAUACUGAGAAUCCUUCUAUUGGCAAAGCAAGUCAAGAAUCCAGGACCGUCACGUCAGACCGGCCAUAUCCCAGGCUUAGAUCCCGGGACAGGGAGCACUUGGAGAGUAGACUAGGUCAUAGAAGGAGGGGUCCUUUCAGCAGCAGAAAUAGAGUUCUGCAUAGGUCAUACAAGAAAUUGGACCCAGAAAGAUUUGCCCAAUUUUUGAAUAACAUAAAAAAUAAAGAAAGAACACACAGUGGCUCAAAUACAGAGUCUAAUAUAUUUUCUGGUGAUGGUGAUGUCAGUUCGGGUGAGAAUCCAGAUGAUGUCAUUCUGCCACAGUUAGUCAAACCAAUCACAACUAAGCCAGAAAACCUAGGGACAACAGAAUCAUAUUUUCAACAUAGACCUACACAGACAAACAAUCUAGUAACACUUAAAUAUUUUCCAGAGAGUCAGAGUAAUGCACCAUAUGUCACAGUUUUACAAAAUAAACACUACCCUACUUUUAAUGAACCUACUGAUGUUUAUACUUUGGAGAGAACUUCAAAUAUUGCCUUUAACGUGCACCCAGUUACUGCCCAGCGACUAGAAGAUCCAGAAACAUCUACAGGAGCAGCCAUUUCAUUCACAACAGAUCCUCAUGUUACUCCCAUGAGAGAUGGAACAGGGCCAUUGGUGUACACCUCCACCGAUCCAGACCACCAGACCACCUUCACCGCUGUGACCACCGCAGAGAGACAACAAGACGAGAUCACCUGGCACACCACUCAAACCAUCAAGUCUCCAAGCCUACAUUCGGGAUCUACUAUCAUAUCCAGGCAGCACUUUCAUAUUAUUCCACAUAAAAAUGGAAGAGCUGGAGGAGGAGGAGGAGGAGUAGGAGGAGGGAGGAGAAAGUUAUUCCCAGGACGAAGAAGAAUUGUCAAGCCAAACAGGAUCACAGACAUACAGUCGUUUAUCAGUAAAGUGAAGCAGAAAAAGGAUGGCAAUUCUACAGUGCCGUACACGAUUCAAGUGACUACAGAAUGUGAAUGUGGCAACGAUGGGGCAAAAACAGCGGUCCGUGAUGUGCAGGUGCUGACACCAACCGCGUCUCCCGCUAAGAGACCAACAAGCAUUCAAUACACAAACACUAACAGUGACAUUCCUCUGAAACAGCCCACCCAUGCUGGACCCCGAGAACUGCCCUCUACACGAGACUACAUCACUUCAGCUGACGCACCUGAAUCUGCCCCCACCACCGACCCAGUUCUGAUCACAAACCAGGAAGCGUCUGAGACUACUAAAGGGAGAAUUUCUUGGAACAGACCAUUGAGAAGGGAAAAUACAGGCAGCUACGCUCGGAAACCAUCUAUCACGCCUACCAUUUCCACCACAGCUGAAACAACAACUGUGACUGCUACUACAACCCCCGCGGCUGUGCCUACCAUUGAGGCAAACGGAAUAGUUAUACCUGCUACAAUAUUUACUCCCACCCACUCGCACGUGAAGGAAAACUCUGGAGAUGAUGAUUUUGGGGAAUUUUCUGCCGAUUUUGAGUUCACUACACAAAAACCAAGAUAUCAGGCAUAUACCACAGCAUCAUAUUAUUCUUCAACUAUAACUCAAACUCUCGCAGAAUCACAGACUUUACCAUCGCCCCCUACUGUCAAACCCCCCACAGCCAUAAAUGAAGAUGUCAUUUCUGGUUCUGGAGGACUACCUAAUAUUUGGUUUGGUAGAAAAAAGCCCAGUGGGACAAAAGGCAGACAUGGACAGAGAAGGAAGCCGAUUAGAGGAAGAAGACCAACCAAUAAAGACCAUGCUGACCCACCUAGAACUAGAGGAACAACAAAGUUACCCAAAGUGACGACAAAAUCCCCCGCUACAAGUUACACUGAGCAAGAAUCAGUGUUUACAUCAGGUCGUUCAUCCAGGUUUACUACCCACGCUCCAAGGAUGACUUCUGCUAGGACUUAUUCUACAACAUUAAUGCCAACCACCACCAGGGCAUUUUACCCAACAGCUUUUAGUAGGGUUCCAGAUAACAUCACUCCAACUCAAAAAGUCACCACAUACAGACCACAGAUUACAAGGCCAGUGUUAAAAAGUACCAUUAGCUCUGGGCAAAGACGCACAAAUACACCCUCCUACCAAAGCAACAGCCUAUCAAAAGUUCACCCCUCUGUUACAACUGGCCAGAGUGCUACUAUUGUGAGUAGAGUGCCCUUUGAGUCUACCUCCAUUCUGAUGACAAGCAAGCCCAGGAUUAUUGGAGGCAAUGCAGCCAGCUUCACUGUGCUGUCAGACUCAGAUGCGUUUCUGCCGUGUGACGCUGUUGGAAACCCUCAGCCUACUAUCAGCUGGAGACGAUUUUCAACAAUUACAGGAAACACAAUGUCUAUCAUGGGGAAAGUAGGGAAAUUUGCAGUGCUUGAAAAUGGAACAUUGUUAAUUCAAAAUGCCAACAUAAAAGAUCGGGGCCAAUAUCUCUGUCUAGCUGAAAAUAACCAGGGAUCAGACAAACUCCUAGUAACCCUGUCUGUGGUGGCUUAUCCAUCACGCAUCCUGGAACCCAAAAUGCGAGAGCUUAAAUCUCACACAGGAAAUCGAGUGGAAAUAAGCUGUAAAGCAGAAGGCCGACCCGCUCCAAUGAUAACCUGGAUCCUGGCAAACCGGACCCAGGUUAGAGGCCAGAAGUCUCAGGGGAGAGUGACUGUGAGUGACCAGGGUACUUUAGUCAUUGAACAGGUUUCUGUGUAUGAUAGAGGACACUAUAAAUGCAUUGCCAGUAAUCCAGCUGGGGCAGAUACUGCCUCAGUGAAACUCCAGGUGGUGGCAGCUCCUCCAGGCAUAUUAGAAGAGAAGCGUCAGGUCAUUAGAAUCUCAGCAACUCAAAAUAUAUGGCUUCCCUGCACUAGCAUCGGCAGCCCCCAGCCCACUAUUCACUGGGUCCUAUUUGAUGGAACAGUGAUACCAACCAACAGAGGAAUCAGAGGAUCUCGGAUAACAGUACAUCACAAUGGCACCCUCCACAUAAAAGACGUACUGCUGUCAGACAGUGGAAAAUACGAAUGUAUUGCCACCAGCUCCACUGGCUCAGAGCGCAGAGUGGUGACACUGAUGGUAGAGAAGUAUGAGACCAUGCCUCAAAUAAUGCAGAUAUCCCAGCGUCUCACCGAACUCUACUUUGGAGAUCAGCUGACCCUGAACUGCACAGCUAAAGGAGAACCAACCCCUAGGAUCAUAUGGAGGCUGCCUUCGAAAGCUGUGGUGGACCAAUGGCACAGGAUGGGAAGCAGAAUGCAGGUCCUUGAAAAUGGCACACUACUAAUCAACUCUGUAAGUGAUAAAGAUGCUGGGGAAUAUCUUUGUGUGGCACGAAACACAAUUGGUGACGACCUCCAACUCUUAAGAGUCAGGGUUUCAAUGAAGCCAGCCAAGAUAGAAACAAAGCUUCUUGAUAAAAAGCAGGUCACAUUUGGGAAGGACCUAAAGGUGGACUGCAAAGCCUCCGGAGCACCAAAGCCAGAGAUCUCCUGGGGACUUCCAGAUGGUACAGUGGUCAACAGUGUUUAUCAGUCUGACAGCAGCAUAGGUGGAGGAGGUGGAGGAGGGCGAACACGAAGAUACACUCUGUUUGAUAAUGGGACCCUAUACCUUAAUCAGGUUGGUAUGUCUGAGGAAGGAGACUACACCUGUUAUGCGGAGAACCAGGUGGGGAAAGAUGAAAUGCAUGUACAUAUCACUGUGGUGACAGCAGCUCCACACAUACACACACCUGCCCAGGCACAAGUCCGAGUGAAGUCCAGAGGGAACGUCCGCCUGGACUGCCAUGCUGUGGGAGAACCCAAACCCAAGAUCCUCUGGAUGUUGCCCUCCAAAGAUGUGAUAGCUGCUUCUAAUGAGCGUUACUUAGUGCAUGUCAAUGGCUCUCUUGAAAUCAGGGAUGUGAAGUUAGGUGACGUUGGUGACUAUAUCUGCAAGGCUCGCAACCCAGCUGGAGAGAGUAGAAAGGUUUAUAAGGUUGAAAUAGAUGGGAACAUCCCAAUGAUCAAUGGCUAUAAUCAAAACAGAACUGUUAUUAAAGAUAUUGCUGCUAAAUACUCCAGAAAACUAAUGGACUGUAAGGCUGAAGGUGACCCUACACCUACAGUCACAUGGAUUAUGCCUGAUAACAUUUUCCUGUCUGCUCCUUACUUUGGCAGUAGAAUCAAUGUCCAUCAUAAUGGCACAUUAGAGAUAAAAAAUGUGAGGCCCACUGAUACUGCAGAGUUUAUCUGCAUAGCAAGGAAUGAUGGUGGGGAGGCAGUUAUGGUAGUUCAGCUCCAAGUAAUAGGUACUAUGCAGAGGCCUAUCUUUAAGAACCCCUUUAAUGAACGCAUUGUGUCUCGCAUUGGGAAAACUGUAGUUCUGAACUGCUCUGCCAGUGGGCAUCCAGCCCCUGAGAUCUUUUGGACUUUGCCCAAUGGCACAAGAUUUAAUCAAAUACAAGGGCAUAUCUCCAGGCAUCAUGUUAGUAAUGAUGGAAGCUUAGUUAUUCACAGCUCACAAAAAGAGGAUGCUGGGAAAUACAGAUGUGGUGCCAAGAAUUACAUGGGUUACAUCGAAAAGUUAGUUUUGCUGGAGGUUGGACAACAGCCUUAUAUCUUGACCAGGCCCAGAGGGAUAAUUCGCAGUGUGUCUGGUGAGCCUCUGUUUCUUCACUGUCUGUCAGAUGGAAACCCCAGACCCAGUAUCUCCUGGACUCUUCCUGGUGGGCACACGCUGGCUCGCCCUCAGGUCUUAGGACGCUAUCAGCUACUGGAGAACGGCACUUUGAUCAUCCAGGACACCACAGCCCAUGACAGAGGGAGCUAUGUGUGCAGAGCCAGAAAUGAGGCAGGGGAGGCUGUGCUCACAGUGCCCGUGCUCAUUAUCGCAUACCCUCCACGCAUUACCACAGGACCCCCGGCCUCGGUGCGGGCCAUCAGAGGAGCGCCACUGCAGCUGCACUGUGUGGCUGUUGGGAUUCCUAAAGCAGAGAUCACAUGGGAGCUGCCGAAUCAUUCACUGCUGUCUACAGCAGAGCAGGGCUGGCCCACAGGCAGUGAGCUGCUCCAUCCACAGGGCACACUCAUCAUACAGAGGCCCACCCUCUCUGACUCUGGCACUUACAAAUGUCUGGCCAAGAACUAUCUGGGAACUGAUGCCAAGGCCACAUAUGUGCGUGUACUUUGAUACAAGACACAUACAAUCAGACUGUUAAAGAAUCAAUGGCCUUAUCAGGAUUUUUGUAUGUUCUAAAUCCUUGAUCCAGUUUUGAGCAAUUAUUUUGUCAACAAUAGUGUGGUAUUAUUGACUGAUAAAAGGAUUCAACAAAUUUACCAAAAAUACAAUAGCUCCAUAAAUAAAAAUAUAUUAUGCAAAGUUACACUGGAUAUAUUCUAAAUGACAGCAAUGUCUUCACAAGAAAAGGGGUGUUUUUUCUAAGCUAUAACAUUUUAAGCCAAUCCAUUGUGUUGUACACAAAAUAUGUCAGUAAUGUUAUACAUUAUGCUACUCUGUAAUAAUACAGUUUAAUGUUUGUAGUAUCUACUUUAUUGUCAUUUGUUUUGUGCAGCUUAAACAAGUGUUCUUGUAAAUUAUACUAGUAAAUGCAGAAUGUAGCUUUACAUGUCACAGAGCCAUUUCAAUUAUGUUUUGAUGAAGAUCUUGUUUAUAUUAGAAAAAAAGUAAACAUUUCCAUUUUCCAGCAUUAUUUAUUGUCAUUGUGUAC